CUUUUUUUGCAUAAUUCCAACUUAAUUGUGGAACUUCCCAUCAAAGGAUAAUUUUUGAUUCCUGGGUCGUGACAGAUUAUUACCUGUUUGCGUUCAAUGGGACGACGAAUUCACUUUGUGGUUGACCCUCAGGGUUGGUGCUGCAUGGGUCUGAUUAUCUUUGUCUGGCUGUACAACACAAUCUUCAUUCCAAAAGUCAUCCUUUUUCCUCACUAUGAAGAGGGACAUAUUUCAGUUCUUGCAAUUUUGUGUUAUUACUUCUGCUCAUUGUUUUGUAUAGCUUCAUUACUAAGAGCCUCAGUAGCUGAUCCAGGAAAGCUACCUGAAAACCCAAAGAUACCGAUUACAGAACGAGAAUAUUGGGAAUUAUGUAACAAAUGCAAUAUGAUGAGACCAAAGCGUUCACACCAUUGCCGUCGUUGUGGACAUUGUGUGAGGAGGAUGGAUCACCACUGUCCAUGGAUUAAUAAUUGUGUUGGUGAAGACAAUCAUUGGCUGUUUUUACAGCUGUGUUUCUACACUCAGAUCCUUAGUUCAUAUACGCUUAUACUUGAUUUCUGCCAUUACUACUACUUUUUGCCUCUGAAAAAAGAAAAUUGGGAUGUUUUUAUAUUAAGACACGAACUUGCUCUCCUAAGAAUAUCUGCCUUCAUGGGUAUAAUAAUGUUAGGUGGAAUAAGUGGACUCUUUUACACUCAGCUUAUGGGUAUUUUCACUGACACUACAAGUAUAGAAAAAAUGUCAAACUGUUGUGAAGACAUAUCGAGGCCCCGAAAGCCAUGGCAGCAGACCUUCUCAGAAGUUUUUGGCACUCACUGGAAGAUCCUGUGGUUUAUUCCUUUCAGGCAGAGGCAACCACUGCGAGUUCCCUACCACUUUGCCAAUCACGUCUAA
Messenger RNA from Nestor notabilis (Kea), 894 nucleotides. RefSeq names its product zinc finger, DHHC-type containing 21 (gene ZDHHC21). Bases 97 to 894 code for a protein of 265 amino acids. Gene Ontology annotation, biological process: protein targeting to membrane; peptidyl-L-cysteine S-palmitoylation. Gene Ontology annotation, molecular function: protein-cysteine S-palmitoyltransferase activity. Gene Ontology annotation, cellular component: Golgi apparatus; endoplasmic reticulum. NCBI's taxonomy places the organism in Eukaryota, Metazoa, Chordata, Aves, Psittaciformes, Psittacidae. The transcript has 8 exons. The record is from RefSeq and is a predicted model, not a curated record.